Closterium sp. Yama58-4 is the source of this 657-nucleotide messenger RNA. NCBI's taxonomy places the organism in Eukaryota, Viridiplantae, Streptophyta, Zygnematophyceae, Desmidiales, Closteriaceae. The record is from the annotation of a GenBank genome assembly.
AUGAGUGCGGCGUAUGGGAAGACCGCUGCGACAGCGGCGAGAAAGGAGGGAGACAGCGACGAGAAGACGGAUAUGGCGGCAUGGGCGUUAGGAGCAUCCGCAUGCGCUGUGUGGUGCUUCGUCGAGAACGGCGAUGCCAAGGUGGAGGAUGCUGUGGAGGAAGGGAAGGCGGCGGCGCUUUUGGGCGGAGCGAGCCAGCAGACCGCCGAUGUAUUCGGCAAAGUCAUGGAGGCGGUGCUGAACGCCGAGAUCAACAGGGACCGCCCCCUGGGAGAGGUUGCUUACAACGUCGCGCCAGCACUCCAGAGGACCGCCCUUGAUAGGGCUUAUCCUGGGGGGAAUGCUGGAGUCGAUGCCGUGGUGAUCGCAAGAGCGACGGUCGAGACGAUGGCGUUCUGGGGAAUGUGCCCCGUCGCCGGGCCGAAACUCAAAGCGAGGGGCAUCGCGGUGCCGAUUGACGCGCAGAUGAAGGCUGACCUCGACAACAGGGGGAGGAAGGGUCAGAGGGGCAAGAAGGGGACGAAGGCCAAGGGCGGCACGGGGAAGAAGGGGACGAAGGCCAAGGACAGCGCGGGGAAGAAGGGCCAGAAGGCCAAGGACAGCGCGGGGAAGAAGGGCCCGAAGGCGAAGAAGGCCAAGGACAGCAGGGCGGCGUAG